Diuraphis noxia (Russian wheat aphid) is the source of this 2216-nucleotide messenger RNA. RefSeq names its product lysosomal acid glucosylceramidase-like. The record is from RefSeq and is a predicted model, not a curated record. NCBI's taxonomy places the organism in Eukaryota, Metazoa, Arthropoda, Insecta, Hemiptera, Aphididae. Gene Ontology annotation, molecular function: glucosylceramidase activity. Gene Ontology annotation, biological process: glucosylceramide catabolic process.
UGUAUUCGUAGUGAGGACGCGUUACGAAUAUAUUGUGGAUUACGCGCGACUUUCUAAAAGUUUACAUUGCAAUCGAACUCUAUAAUUUAAAAAAUAAACAAAUAAAUAUUAUUGUGAAUUUUAAUAAAUACGUAUACUUACGGGUUUUUGACGGGUUUUUCAGUGCGUCCUGGAGAAGUGUACGCGUAUUAUUCGGACUGUAAAUCAAUCGAACUGUAUAUUAUAAAUGGUUAACUAACUACAUAUACCAUAAUAUAUUGUCAUAAAUAUGCUGAAGACAGUCGUAGCAGGAUCGAUCAGCUGAUAACACAAGUUAUAAGUAUACACGAUAUUAGCUGUACGACAGCUUCCCGAGUGCUAAUAAAAAAUAACGACGAUACGUCAAGCAGGUAUUUCAUCUGAAGAACAAUAGAGUUGCAGAUAUAUAUCACAUAAUACGUACACAUCAUACAGCGUCAUCAUGUCUAUCGAGUAGACUGCAGCGUGACGUGCUCCGUCGAGCUGCACGCGUGGAUUGCACUGGGUGCUAUCGCUUACGAUAAUUUAUCACACGCAUCGAAUAUGGCUACACUACUGAAAUGGGUAUUGUCGAUGGUGGCAGUAAUGACGAUGACUUUACUAAAUGCAACGGACGCGGACGAUUGUUUGCCCAGAAAGUUCGCGUACGGCACGGUGUGCGUGUGCAACUCGACGUACUGCGAUCGAACUCCGGAACCGGAAAUACUAACGGCCGGCAAGUACGCGCUGUACACGUCUUCGAACGCCGGAAAUCGGAUGCGCAGGAGCAGCGGGUCUUUUGUGCCGUCGCUCGACUCACAAUGGUCCGGCGAAGAGAUCGACKUGGAUGCGACUACCACUUACCAAACCAUUCAUGGUUUCGGCGGUGCGUUCACAGACUCGGCUGGUAUCAAUGUCAUGGCGUUGAGCCCGAACACCCAACUCAAUCUCCUCAAGUCUUAUUUUGCUGACGAUGGUAUCAAGUACAACAUUGGUCGAGUACCGAUCGGCGGUACCGAUUUUUCGACGCGCAAGUACACGUACGCCGACAGCAAAGGCAUUCCAGACCUGAACAAUUUUGACCUAGCCCCCGAAGACGCAGAAUACAAGAUACCUCUGAUAAAGACCGCAAUGAGUAUGGCAUCGGAUGAAAUCAAAUUGAUCGGGUCAGCGUGGUCGGCCCCGCCAUGGAUGAAAACCAACAACGACUAUUCCGGCAUAGGUUUYCUCAAGCCAUCAUUCAUGGAUGCGUGGGCAGAAUACCAUCUGAAAUUUUUGGACGCAUACAGCAAAAAAAACUUGACUUUCUGGGCACUGACCACGGGGAACGAACCGCUCAACGGCAUCGUGCCCGUGAACCGAUUCAAUUCUAUGGGCUGGACUCCGAUGUCACACCGCGAAUGGAUAGGACGUCACAUGGGGCCCCGUUUAAGAGAUUCCGAACACAACAGCACGCUGUUGUUCGCCAUCGACGACCAGAGGAUUGUAUUGCCUUGGUGGAUGAAAAUGCUUAUGAAUGAUGAACAGUGUGCUAAGUACAUAGAUGGGAUUGCUGUGCACUGGUACUUAGACUUCAUCGUUCCUGUCAAAGUUUUGAACGAAGUACACAAAAACUUUGGUGACAAGAUCAUAAUGAACACUGAAGCAUCGCAAGGUGACAAGCCAUGGGAUUUCGUCAAAGUGCAAUUGGGAAGUUGGGCCAGAGCUGAAAAUUAUGCGAACAACAUCAUCGACGAUUUAAACCAUUGGGUGCAAGGAUGGGUGGAGUGGAAUUUAGCUUUAGACAUGACCGGAGGUCCGACUUGGGUGUCUAACUUUAUUGACUCACCCAUUAUUGUCGACAAAACUAAAGAUGAAUUUUACAAACAACCAAUGUUCUACGCGAUCGGACAUUUUUCAAAAUUUAUUUCCAGAGGUUCCACGCGCAUAAAGUUAACACAGACAUCCGUUGUGAAGUCAGUUGGUUUUAAAAGGCCUGACGGAGCUGUGGUUAUUGUUCUAUACAACAGGAGGAAUAAACCAGUAAACAUUUCUAUCAGGGAUCCACAUCGAGGUGUUAUAGGUCUUAGUAUACAAAAACAAUCUAUAAAUACAUUAAUUUUUUGGUGAUUAUUACAAUCAAUAUUAUUUUGUAUUUUUAAGUCAUUUACAUUCUAUAUUCUAUGAAACACAUGAUUUAUGUUAUAAUAUUAAAAAUAUUUAUUAAUUAUUACUCAAUU